GAGUCCCAGCAGAUGCUGGGCAGGCUGAUUCCAGAGAAGCAGCUGCUCAAUGACCAGCUCAAGCAGGUGCAGCAGAACAGUUUGCACAGGGAUUCCCUGCUCACCAUCAAAAGAGCCUUGGAGGCCAAGGAACUGGCGCGGCAGCAGCUCCGCGAGCAGCUGGAUGAGGUGGAGAAGGAAACCAGAUCCAAACUGCAGGAAAUUGAUAUUUUCAACAAUCAGCUGAAGGAGCUGAGAGAAAUCCAUAACAAACAGCAGCUCCAGAAGCAGAAGAGCUUGGAAGCUGAGAAGUUGAAACAGAAGGAGCAGGAAAGGAAGAUAGUGGAGCUGGAAAAGCAAAAAGAAGCUCAGAGGUAACAAAAUCCCUAAAUG
Messenger RNA from Zonotrichia albicollis (white-throated sparrow), 372 nucleotides. Lineage: Eukaryota; Metazoa; Chordata; Aves; Passeriformes; Passerellidae. The record is from RefSeq and is a predicted model, not a curated record.